Molecule: messenger RNA, 5386 nt
Organism: Tigriopus californicus
Lineage: Eukaryota; Metazoa; Arthropoda; Copepoda; Harpacticoida; Harpacticidae
Gene: Fhos
Product: protein diaphanous homolog 3-like
Exons: 3
Biological process (GO): cortical actin cytoskeleton organization; actin filament network formation
Cellular component (GO): cytoplasm; cytoskeleton
Molecular function (GO): actin filament binding
Source: RefSeq, a predicted model, not a curated record
AUGGGGCCUCAUUUGACUCCCGGCGUGGACCGUCAGGUUCUUCAAGCGCAAUCACUGCCUCUACAACUUCCAGAGGUUCAGUCUUGGAUCGCUUUGGAGGCAGAGGUAACAAUCUGUUUGAAAAGCCACCCGCCUAUGGAUCGAGUCCGGCUAGCUCCACGAGCCUUGGGUCAAGAUAUCGAUCGUCAACCCUCGAAAGACCCACGGAUGCCUACGGUUCUAGUCGAUUGUCAAGUGGGACCUCGUCCACAAGUCUCACUGUACCUUUCGGUUCCAAUUCCAAUGGAUCAACCAUUAGAUGAUGGAGACCCUGGAUUGAACGGAUCUUUAUCAACCUCAUCAAACAACCUAAAUGGCAUUGGCGUGGAUCGAUUGUACAAACCGGCAUCGAGGAGCAAUUCCCGCAAUCUUUUUGACAGCCUACGAAGUACCGAUUCAGGAUAUUCGACCACAGUCGCGAGUCCCUAUUCCACUGUUCAAAGGGACCAAAGUGAGAGCAACCAAGAUCGGCUAAGUGCGUACUCCAAACGCGUGUCCGAAACUCUUGCUCGACACGGAGCAUUGGAACCGGAAUCGGCCAAACGGAACAGUAUUGUCGAGCCCGAGGAGUCCCAAUCCAAUUCACAAUGGAGGAAACGACUUGAGCAGGAGAAAGAGGAAGAAGCCCAAAGGAAUCUCACCUAUGUGAUAUCGAGGUCAACAUCGCCGUCGCCUUACUCGGAUAGGGCUCGACGAACUCGGAUUACUCGGUCCACAGAACCAGUGGAAACGUAUCAAAGGAGGUCACGAAGACCUCGCACUCUCGAGGCCAGUGUUCAAACCCUCUCCACUUUGGAAUACGGAAAUCUAGCUUCUGUGUUGAACCCCAAGUCUUCCAAUGAGUUCGAUUACUAUGCAAUGGUUAAAAAAUCCUUGGCCGAGGAAGCCCAAGACAAGUUUUUAGUGAAGCACAAAAGACCCGAACCAAUAAGUAACGGAAGUGCGUUUGAGAACGAUACUGCUUAUGAAGUGAAAAAGGCACCAAUGAUGCAGUUACUUCCAGGCACGAGACCAACUGUUUUGCCAACCAAAAUUGCUCAAAGGGACUCUAGUUCAUCCUUUCCUCCUCAACGAACGCCUCCUCCCAUUCCACUUCACGAGAACAAAGAAGAGGAACAAGAAACCUCUUAUGAAUAUGAAACGGAAGAGGAGGAAGAGGAAGAAGAGGAGGAGGAACUAGACGAAGAGGAAGAUGACCAAGGUAUUGGGAGAGAUGAGAAUGGAGAAACCUACGAAAGUAAGGCAGAGCAUGUCUUAGAAAAUGAAGAGAACUCAGAUCUUGAUUACAUUGACGAAGAGGAUGAUGAACUGGCGUUGGUGCGUUCACCAACCCAACGACGGAAAAAGAAGACCUUUAUCAGUGGAACAAUUGACAUUGAUAUCCUUCUGGGCAAAGAACCAAGCCCAAGUGCUAAUGGAACCGAAUCGAGCAAUGGUUUGUACUCUACCACCUUGAAAAAUUCCGUCGACAUGACCAAUACUAAGAGUGCCAAAGAGGCCCUGAGUGAUGAAGCUCCUUGGUGGCUGAAGAAUGGCAACGCCCUUCAAGUUUCCCCCAGUAAAAAGUCCCUGAACCAAAUUGAAAAGCUCAUGCAAGAAUACGAAACAGAUCCAGAGCCGGAGGAGCUCACUGAAGAUCCCACCGGCGAAGUGAGUGAGCUUUCUCAAGACCUAACCACAACUGGUGCUGAGGAAACGAUCGCCGAGGAGGAAAAUUGGGACGAAUAUGAAUACGAAGAAUAUGAAGGCGAGGAAGAGGGAGAAUGGGAAUAUUACGACGAGGAGGAGGGGGAAGAGGAGGAGGCUGUGGCCGAGGAUGGGUCGGAAUCCAAUGCUUCCAAAGCCUCCACGGCGCAGUCUAUCCCAGAUGUGAGAGAACCUUGGAUUCUUAGCGGUCUAUCAAACUUUAUCGCUCCACCACCACCAAAGCCCUUGCCAAUGGACGAUGAUGAACAUGCAGAGGAGGACGACGAGGCUGAACUCGAAGACAACACCAAUCACAAUGGCACCGACAAAGAAAAGGAACAAGGAUACAAUCAAUGGCUAGAAGAGACUGCAUUUUUACAAGCCACAACCAGCAAAAUCCUAGAGGAAGUCGUGGCCAUUGGAAAAGCUAAGGAAACCAAUGAGGAAGCCGAAGAAGAAACCCCGUCGGCCGCGAAGGCCAAGCUAUUGGUCAAAAAGAUCAAAACAUCAUCCGGGACCGAUUUGAAGCGUAUUCUAUUUUCCUUGAAAGACUUCUUUCAAAAUGACAAGGCAUUGGUUUAUGACUUUGUGCAAGCCGAAGGCCUGAGGCUUUUAGUGGAGUUGGGAGAAGAUGAAGAAGCUCACCUGCAGAAUCUGAUUCUUCGAGCAAUCGGCCAGAUUAUGCUGUACGUCGACGGGAUGCAUGGCGUGAUGACCAAUUUGAAGGCUAUCGAGUUUUUGUACAAACUCAUUGCCUCAAAUAACCCUUUGGUGUGUAAAACGGCCAUCAAAUUACUCUUGGUAUUUGUGGAAUAUACCGAGAAGAAUUCCAUUCUGUUGGUUCAGGCCAUUUGCGACACUGACAAGGGUCUGGGUGUGAUUCCCUGGACGAAUUUGAUUCAAGUGCUCCAAAGGGAAGAUGCAGAGCAGGAAGUGUGUGUAUUUGCAUUGACCUUGAUCAACAAAUGUCUGUAUGGAAUACCCGAUCAAGACACGUUCUAUCACCAAACCGAUUACAUGGAAGAACUAGGCAUCGAAACCAUCAGUGAGAACUUGUCCCAAUGGGACGAAACCUCAGAUUCGUUGAUGCAGCAAAUUCAGUUGUAUGCAGUCGCCCUCAAACAAGAGGACGGUGAACCCGUCACCGAAGACGAGAUUAGCUACCUAGAUGAGGAUACCUCUGAAUCUUGUCUGAGAACUUCACUGAGGACAAAGUCCGAGGUAGUGACCAGUAACUUCCAUGAACGCAAAUCCUUGUGAUAUAAAACCAAGAAGAUCGCCAACGCUGACGUCGAUAGCACCGGGGAUAUCGCGGGGGUCAGCGUUAAAGAUCUGGAGAGAAUUCUCAAGAAGCACGGGCUCCCAAUGAGUCCAUCCGGUGAGCGGUUGAAUUCCAUGGAAUUGAGUGGCUUUCUAGAGAAGGCCCGAUCCGUGUUUGUGACGAAGGUGGCCAAAGGGGAGGAAGAGGAACAAGCCAAGAUUGAGAAAGAGAAGGAAGAAGAACAGGCUGCUAUCCAAAGGGAGGGCCUACUGCGGUGGGAGGAGAUCUUAGCCAAUUUUGACAGGGCUUUGAUCAUUCGUGACCUGGAUUUCACCGAUCUGAACGAAGACGAAGAUGAGCACGUGAAUUUGGUGACAACAGACGGAGGCGGCAUUCCAGCGCCGCCACCUAUUCCACCACCCUUUGGAAAUAUGAUCCCACCUCCUCCCCCGCCAGGGCCUCCUCCUCCUCCAGGACCUCCUCCUCCUGGGGCUUUUCCUCCGCCUAUUCCUGCUCCUCCUCCUCUUGGUGAGGACGGGAAGCCCAAACUUGUGCCGAAGAAGCAUAAGAAAACUGUCAAAUUGUUUUGGAAAGAUAUCCGACAAGUACCCAUGUCCUCCCUCCUCAACGGCAACAAAACGGUUUGGGAUGAAAUUGAACAAGCCGAAAUUGACAAUGCCAUGAUCGAAUACCUAUUUGAGAACCGGGGAAGAGAUGUGAUCGUGAAGGAAAGCAAACAACUAGUGAAUGUCACCCGUGAGAUUGUGGUCCUGGAUACAAAGCGUUCCAAUGCUAUCAACAUUGGCAUGACCAAAUUACCUCCACUCCGGAUUAUAAAAUCCGCAGUCAUGAAAAUGGACUCAACCAUCAUCAAUCGUGAAGGCGUGGAGAAACUUCUAACCAUGUUACCAUCUGAGGAAGAGAUCUCACGGAUUCAAGAGGCCACUGAAGCGCAACCAGAUAUUCCAUUGGGAACAGCAGAGCAAUUCCUGCUGACAUUGGCUUCCAUUUCAGGUCUGGAGGCACGACUUCGACUUUGGGCAUUUAAAAUGGAGUUUGAGAGCACAGAAAAGGAAGUGUGUGAGCCAAUUAUGGACCUCAAAAUGGGCUUGGAAAACAUUCAAGUCAACACAACGUUCAAAACCAUACUGUCGGUGCUCUUGACCAUUGGUAACUUCUUAAACAGCUCACAAAGCAAGGGCUUCCAAUUGGAAUACUUGUCGAAAGUACCUGAGGUCAAAGACACCAUCCACAAGCAUUCCCUUCUCUACCAUAUGACUUAUUGGGUGUUGGAAAACUAUCCCAAUAGCUCAGAUAUGUACUCUGAGAUUGGUCCUCUGACACGAGCUUCGCGAACAGACUUUGAAGAUCUGGAACGAACUCUGGGCAGACUGGAAUCAGAGUGCAAAUUGGCAUGGGACUAUUUGAAAGUGGUGUCCAAGCAAGAUUGCUCAAGCGAAUUGGAACAAAAUACCAAAGCCAAAAUGUCCGACUUCUUGAACGACGCCGCCGAACGAAUCAUUGUCAUGAAUACCGUGUAUAGAAAAGUCAUGAAACGGUUCGGUCAGUUCCUUCAGUGGAUGGGAAUUCCUCCCUACCUCCAUUCGGACUACAAGGCUCAUCAAACAUGCAAAAUAUUGUCAGAAUUCUCUCUGGAGUAUCGCACCACGAGGGAAAGAGUGGUCCAAACGAUCCAGAAGAAGAAAAUGAUGCGUGAGAAGAAACGUCAAGCCGCCCGAGCUGCCGUCGUGGCCGAAACUGACGUCAUUGCAACGGCCAUGGCAGCUUUGGGUCAACCCGAAACCCACGCGAAAAGGUCAUCUCAACACAAAAGACGCUCGAGAGAUGAGACCCAAGACUCUGAGCUCCGAAGAUUACUUGGCAACGACAUUGACAUCACCGAAAAUGGAACACUCAGGCGGAAGAAGCGCAGUCAUCAUCAUCGCAGCAAGCGAGAGCCCACCGUGGAUCCAGCCGAAGAUGCGGGUGAAACCCGGACCGAGUACGACCUUCAAAUGGCCGAGAGACGUGAUCGUAAAGAGAAGAAGACGAGUAGACAUCGAUCCUCUUUAAUGGAGGGAACUCUUCCAAUGACAGAUGAGAGCCUCAAGAGCUUCACAGGGACCGAAAUGGAACGUGGCCUCCUGGAAACCCUCAUGGGCCCUUCCGAUGAGGGCACCUUGAAGCGAAACAAAGAAAGACGUCGGUCAAUUAAGGAGAAACGACGCAGUCACAGCGAACUGAAGAGAUCGCGCACCCGAGAAAAUAAUGUCUAUGACUUGGUCGUGGAAGAAGAGCAUAUACAAGUGUGAUACUACAAAGAAAAAAGCUGCUAUCCAGAGAACAAUAUGUACCAAAUAAAAAAAAACGAAUGGACACUCACACUUCCACAAUCCAUAA